AUGGUGGUUUUCAGGAAGGGUGAUCAUGUGUGGCUGGAAACCCAGUCAAGCAGCGAAUUUAAUGUUCCUAUUGGGGCAGUUGUAAAGGACUCGGACUCAGGACGGAUCUUGCUGGAGGAUGAUGAAGGCAAGGAGCACUGGAUCACAGCGCGGAACAUGCACAUGGUGCGCCCGAUGCACCCCUCCUCUGUCCAGGGCGUGGAGGACAUGAUCCGCCUCGGGGACCUCCAUGAGGCAGGCAUGGUGCACAACCUCCUCAUCCGCCACCAGGAGCACAAAAUCUACACUUACACAGGGUCCAUCUUGGUGGCAGUGAAUCCGUACCAGCUGCUGCCCCUCUACACAGUCGAUCAGAUCCAGCUGUACUGCAACAAGAGGAUUGGAGAGCUGCCACCUCAUGUCUUCGCCAUUGCAGACAACUGCUAUUUCAACAUGAAGAGGAAUAAGAGAGACCAGUGCUGUGUGAUCAGUGGAGAAUCUGGAGCUGGGAAAACUGAAAGCACCAAAUUAAUACUACAGUUUUUGGCAGCUAUCAGUGGCCAGCAUUCCUGGAUAGAGCAACAAAUCCUAGAGGCCAACCCCAUUCUGGAAGCUUUUGGAAAUGCCAAGACGAUUCGGAAUGACAAUUCAAGCCGCUUUGGGAAAUACAUUGAUAUCCACUUCAACCAAAAUGGUGUGAUAGAAGGAGCCCGAAUAGAACAGUUUCUUCUGGAGAAGUCCCGGGUUUGCCGGCAGGCUCGAGAGGAGAGGAACUAUCAUAUCUUCUACUGCAUGCUCAUGGGCAUGAAUGUGGAGCAGAAAAAGAUGUUGAAUCUGGGCACUGCUUCAGAGUACACCUAUCUCACUAUGGGCGAGUGCACAUCCUGCGAGGGCAGGAACGACGCCAAGGAGUACGCGCACAUCCGCUCCGCUAUGAAGAUCCUCAUGUUCUCCGACUCRGAGCACUGGGACAUCAGCAAGCUGCUGGCUGCUAUUCUGCACCUGGGCAAUGUGGAGUUUGAAGCGGCAGUGUACGAUAACUUGGACUGCUCCGAUGUCAUGGACUCGCCACACUUUUCGAUCGCAACCAAACUGCUUGAGGUAGACUCCAGGGAACUCCAGAACAGCCUCACAAACCACUCCAUCAUUAUCCGAGGAGAGAGUGUGUCCAGGCCUCUGAGCAUAGUUCAAGCUGCGGAUGGAAGGGACGCCUUUGUUAAGGGUAUAUAUGGAAGGAUUUUCCUGUGGAUAGUGAACAAGAUCAACUCAGCUAUUUUCAACCCAGCUUCUCAGAACCCUAAAAAAACACGAUACUCCAUUGGGCUGUUGGACAUUUUUGGGUUUGAAAACUUUGACAACAACAGCUUCGAGCAGCUCUGCAUUAACAUUGCCAAUGAACACCUCCAGCAGUUCUUCGUCCGCCACGUCUUCAAGCUGGAGCAAGAGGAGUACCUUGCGGAGCACAUUUCCUGGAAUAACAUUGAUUUCACCGAUAACCACCAAGCUCUGGAAAUCAUUGCGCUCAAGCCCAUGAACAUCAUCUCCCUCAUUGAUGAAGAGAGCAAGUUCCCAAAGGGCACAGAUGCCACCAUGCUCGUCAAAAUCAAUUCCCUGCAUGGCAAAAGCAACGUAUACAUCCCACCUAAGAGCGUCCAUGACACCAAGUUUGGCAUCAACCACUUUGCCGGGGUUGUCUUUUAUCAAUCAAAAGAUUUCCUGGAGAAAAAUCGAGACACGUUGAGUGCUAAUGUAAUGCAGGUGGUCCAUUCCUCCAAAAACAAAUUCCUGAGGCAGAUUUUCCAGGUGGAAACAACUCCACCUAGUCUUGGCCGUGGGACCAUUCGGCAUCUUGGAGGUGACCAGUCCUACAAGUCUUUAACCCAGUGUGGCUUUCUGCUGUCUAGAACAUCUGGCCAUGGACAGGGCUCGGAUACCACCAAGCGACUCUCUACGCUGGGGGGACAGUUCAAGCAAUCCUUGGAGAAGCUCAUGAAAAUCCUUGCUCAGUGUCAGCCAUACUUUAUCCGCUGCAUCAAACCAAAUGACUUCAAGAAACCUCUGUUAUUCGACCGAGAGCUGUGUAUCCAGCAGCUGCGCUACUCGGGCAUGAUGGAGACCAUUCGCAUCAGGAAGGCUGGCUACCCAGUUCGCUACAGCUUUGAGGAGUUCUUUGAGAGAUAUAGAGUYCUCCUGCCAGGCUCUGCUCGAGAACAGCUGAGGAAUGAUGCUCGCAAGUGCUGCAUCAGCAUCUCCGAAGCGGUGCUGGGCAAGGAUGAAGGCUGGCAAGUUGGAAAAACCAAGAUUUUCCUUAAAGAUUAUCAUGACACGGUACUAGAGCUGCAACGACACAAGGUACUCACAGAUAAGGUGCUUCUUAUCCAGAAGGUGAUGAGAGGAGUCAAGGACAGGAAGCUGUUUCUGAAGCAGAGGAAGUCUGCUAUCGCUAUUCAGACAGCCUGGCGAGGCUACUGCUGCCGGAAGGACUUCCGAAUGAUUCUGCUGGGCUUUGGGCGCCUGCAGGCCCUCGUCCGGAGCCGGCAGCUUGCCAAGGAGUAYGAGGCAGCCCGGGCUGCAGUCAUCAGGUUGCAGGCCUUGUGCCGGGGAUACCUGAUGCGUAAGAAGAACAAGGGCAAGCUGGAAGCCAGGAAUAUCCGCUUGGAAGAGGAGAAACGUCUUAUCCAAGUCCUUGGACCACUGAAAGCAAGAGAAGAAGCUAUGAGGUUAGAAAAGGAACACCUGGCUGCUCUGGAGAGAGAGGCAAAUGAAGAAAGACAACGGAGGAAUAAUGCUCUUGCCAACAGGCCAACGAGUGGUGAUGUUAUCAGUGACCAAGAAAUGGUGGACAAAAUUUUUGGAUUUUUACCUUCCAUGAUUGGAGGCCAAGAAGGACAGGCUCCUCUGGGCUUUGAGGAUUUGGAAACAAAGCCGACCAGGCUGGAAGAAGUCGACCUGGACAUGAUUCCCAUGAGCGUGGAGCUAGAAGAAGAACGAGAUGGCUUGGCAGAAUACACCUUCCCAAAGUUUGCAGCUACCUAUUUCCAGGGGUCAUCUACACAUACACACAUCCGGAAACCGCUGCGGCACCCGCUGCUUUACCAUGACGACAAGGACAAUGUCCUGGCUUCCCUGCUUGUGUGGGUCGUUAUCCUGCGCUUCAUGGGGGACCUGCCAGAGCCAGCAAUGUUUGCCAGGAGCAUCACCACCAAGAGCAGCUCCGUGAUGACACAGAUAUAUGACACAAUUGGCAAGAAAAACCAAGUCCAGCUCAGAAGCAACAGCCCAAAUAUGGGAGACAACAGAAAGGAUAACAAGAUUUCCAAAGGGAUCUCCUCCCUGAAGCUGAAACGGUCCUCCAAGCUGACAGGGAAGGUAGCAAACCAGCUGAAAAGUGGAGAAGAGGCUUUCCAAGAGGACAGCUCGAUCUCUGAGAGACCUAUGUCCAACCUUGAAAAAGUGCACUUCAUUAUUGGCAAUGCAAUUCUGCGCCCUGCCAUCAGAGAUGAGAUUUAUUGCCAGAUUUGCAAACAACUCAGUGAAAACAGCAACAGGAGCAGCUACACUCGAGGCUGGAUCCUUCUCUCCCUUUGCCUGGGUUGCUUUCCUCCUUCAGACACAUUUGUGAAGUACCUGCUGAACUUCAUCCAYGAGGGGCCGCCGGGCUACGGCCCGUACUGCGCCGAGCGCCUGCGACGGACGUACGGCAACGGYGCGCGCAGCGAGCCCCCGAGCUGGCUGGAACUGCAGGCAACAAAGCAGAAGAAACCCAUUAUGUUUAAUGUCACUCUGCUAAACGGCCAAAGCAUCACUGUCCCUGCAGACUCUGCUUCUACUGCCAAAGAGAUCUGUCAGUUCAUAGCAGAUAAAACCAAGCUGAAGGAUGUGUUUGGCUUUUCACUCUACAUUGCUGUGUUUGACAAGGUCUGGUCGCUGGGCGGAGGACGAGAUCACGUCCUGGACGCCAUCUCCCAGUGCGAGCAGCUCGGGAAGGAGCGGGGCACCCACGAGCGCAACGCGCCCUGGCGGCUCUACUUCCGCAAGGAGAUCUUCACGCCCUGGCACAACUGCCAGGAGGAUCCCUUCAGCACCGACCUCAUUUACCACCAAGUCAUUCGCGGGAUCCGCUUUGGAGAGUACCACUGUGAGAAGGAGGAUGAUUUGGUGGAGAUAGGUGCAAAAUAUUGUUACAUCCAGUUUGGAGAUUCCAUCCACAAUGAGCUAGUGCAAAAAGUGCUCCACGACUGUAUCCCACUGAAACAGCUGAAGUCCAAGCCCCUGGAAAAGUGGGUGAGCCUUAUAACCUACGCACAUGCCAAGGCCCCAUACACGCAGGACCGGCUUUCCCGCCAGGCUGUGAAAGAACAGCUCGUGGAUUUUGCUCGCUUUCAGUGGCCUUUGCUUUUUUCGAGAUUCUUUGAAGUCACAAAGUUUUCAGGUCCCAGCUUGCCCAAGAACCACUUUAUAGUUGCCGUUAAUUGGAAAGGUAUCUACUUCUUGGAUGAGUCUGAAAAGCGGCUUCUUGAGCUGACCUUCCCGGAGAUCACUGGCAUCCACACCAACAGGGCAGUGAAAUCCUUUGGACAGAGCUGCACUCUCAUCACACUUCGUGGGGAGGAGUUUGUCCUCACGUCUGUCAACAGCGUCGUAAUUGCCGAGCUGGUGGUUAUGUUCCUGGAAGGGCUGAAGAAAAGAUCACGAUUUGCUGUGGCAAUGCAAGAGAARAAAGCCCAAGAAGACCCUGCCAUCCUGCCCUUCAAGAAGGGAGACUUGCUAAUCCUCACGGAAGACAAAAGGCUGGAUGCAAAUUCUGCCUGGAUCAGUGCCCAGAAUGAACGGACAGGCAAAACAGGGAAUGUGUCUUUAGAAGACAUCUACAUCAUUCCUUCUCUCACAAAACCAUCUAGUCAACUGCUGAGUUUGCUGCUGAUGUCCCCAGACCAGAGGAGGACAGCGUCCCAGAACUCCCACAUGGAGGASCCCGAUGAGGAGGAUGUCAGAACGAAGCCUUACACUUUGGAGGAAUUCUCCUACGAACACUUCAGGACUCCUGAGAAGGAAUCCAUUAGCAAGGCUGUUCUCCAGAAAUCCCGCGCGCRCAGUCAGCUGUGGGCACAUUCCAAGGAGCCCUUGAAGCAGCCCUUGCUGAAGAGCGCGUGCAUGGAUGCUGAUCUUCGGGACCUGGCUUGUCAGGCCUUCAUAGCCAUCAUGAAGUUCAUGGGGGACUACCCGUCAAAGCAGGCGCACUGCUCGGCCGAGCUCACCGACCAGGUGUUCGUGGCGGCCAUCCAGGAGGAGCUUCUGCGCGACGAGAUCUACUGCCAGAUCAUGAAGCAGCUCACGGAGAACAGGAACAGGUACAGCGUGACCCGGGGCUGGCAGCUCCUGUGGCUCUGCACCGGCCUCUUCCCACCCAGCAAGUCCCUGCUGAAGCACGCCCAGAAAUUCAUGGAAACGCGACAGAAAGAGCCCCUGGCCCUGGACUGCAGUCGGAGAAUUCAGAGAGUGAUGAGGAGUGGCUCCAGGAAGUGGGCCCCUCACCCUGUGGAGGUUGAUGCCAUCUUGCAGAACAACACCAAGAUCUCACUCAAGAUUUGCCUCCCCAAUGACACAGAGCAGGCGUUGGAUGUGGGAACAAACACCAAAAUCCGGACUCUGUGUCAGAAUAUCGCUUCCAAACUGCAGCUCAGCUCCUGGGAAGGCUUCAGCCUCUUUGUCAAGAUUGCAGACAAGGUGAUCAGUCAGAACGAAGCAGACUACUUCUUUGACUCGCUGAGACAGGUGACAGAUUGGAACAGGAAGAGCAAACCAGUGAAAGAUGGGACGCCGCUGUCUCUGGCUUACGAGGUUUAUUUCAUGAGAAAGCUGUGGCUGAAUGUAAUUCCUGGGAAGGACCUGAAAGCAGAUUCAAUUUUUCAUUACCACCAGGAGCUGCCCAAGUACCUCCGAGGCUACCACAAGUGCUCCAAGGAAGAAGCUGUGCAGCUCGCAGGGCUCAUUUACAAGGUGCGCUUCAACACGGACCGCUCACAGCUGGCCAACGUCCCCAAAAUCCUGAGGGAGCUGGUGCCUGACAACCUGCUGCGAGCAGGCUCCCCAGAGGAGUGGAAGAAGAGCAUUACUGCAGCAUACAACAAACACGAGGGGAAAACCGUGGACGAGGCCAAGGUUGCCUUCCUCAAAAUGGUCUAUCGGUGGCCAACAUUCGGAUCGGCCUUCUUUGAGGUCAAGCAAACCUCGGAGCCGAAUUUCCCAGAGAUUGUGCUGAUUGCAAUCAACAAGCAAGGAGUCUCCGUGAUAAAUCAGAAGACAAAGGAUAUUUUAACAGUUUACCCCUUCAAUAAAAUCUCCAACUGGAGCAGCGGGAGCACGUACUUCCACAUGACAAUAGGAAACCUGGUACGAGGAAGCAGGAUCCUGUGUGAGACAUCUCUGGGCUACAAAAUGGACGACCUGUUGACGUCCUACGUGCGGCUGCUCAUGAGCGCUGUCAACAGGCAGAGGAACCUGCCGGCCUGAGGAACGCGGGGCUGUCUCUGUGCCAAACCCCCCAGCUCCCUCCCCGAGAACGAACAGCAUUUUAGACACACUGAGCUUCAUGCGGCUUGAUCAGCUUCUGAUCACGCACUCAACGACCUGCACCGCUCAAAUACUGCCACAAGAAGAGCUCAAGGGAACACAUGUUUUCAAAUGUUUUCCAAAUGUGUCUUAUUUAAAUGGGGUAUGUUCCAUUCACACUUUGCAUUUAGAGGUAAAAAGGAAAAAA
Messenger RNA from Nothoprocta perdicaria, 6739 nucleotides. RefSeq names its product myosin VIIB (gene MYO7B). The transcript is spliced from 49 exons. Gene Ontology annotation, molecular function: cytoskeletal motor activity; protein binding; ATP binding. The coding region runs from base 1 to 6492 and encodes 2163 amino acids. Lineage: Eukaryota; Metazoa; Chordata; Aves; Tinamiformes; Tinamidae. The record is from RefSeq and is a predicted model, not a curated record. Gene Ontology annotation, cellular component: cytoskeleton; myosin complex.